AUGAGUCUUCCGUGUCUGAUACCGGUAGUCUUUUUUGUGAUGAAGUUUCUCAAGAGAAUGGUUGUGAGGAUAAGGUUUGAUUUUGAAGUCAUGAAUGAAAAUGAAGGCAGCUCUUCUGAUAAAAACAUGAAGGCUGAUGGCAGUGAUGAAAUGAAGAAAAAGUUAAACACUGCUAAUACUUCCCAUUUGGAAAAGAUCUUGCAGCCAUGCAUGCAAGAUAAGACACUGCAACAUAAUCUUGGUCCAAACAAGUAUGAGGAUACAUUGAGCUUGAAUCACGGAAAUCCUGGUUGUAAUCGAGAAGAAAAUCUAAUGCCAUUGGAUCCCGAUAGAAGUACAAUGAGGCCUCCAAAGCUGGUAAGGAAGAAUGAUACCAAAGAUGCAAAAUCAGAAGCUGAGAUCCAACAUGACAAGCGGGGCAUGAGCGCUAGUUUAGUUAAAAGCUUCUCCCCAAGUUCAACUUGUACAGGCAAUAAAGAAAAUGAUGGUUUUGUUACAGCAAGGAAGAAGAGUUGCACGGGAGCAAAUGAUGAAAAUUCUUGGAAGAAACCAGAAAAGAAAUUAUUACAUUGUUCAACAAAUACACGAACAGUUUCAUUGGCAGGUGAAAAGCAUGCUGUGACAAAGAGAAAGGCAUUAACAGAAGCAACAAAUCUUAAACAUUCCAAUGCCAUGGAGAUUACAGGGAAAUGGCAAUUCCCUCAGAAACGUAAACCUAAUCUUGGGCCUUCUCUGAAGCAACUUAGGCUAGAGCGAUGGGUUCGUAAGAUUUGA
Gastrolobium bilobum is the source of this 774-nucleotide messenger RNA. RefSeq lists its product as uncharacterized. NCBI's taxonomy places the organism in Eukaryota, Viridiplantae, Streptophyta, Magnoliopsida, Fabales, Fabaceae. The record is from RefSeq and is a predicted model, not a curated record.